Molecule: messenger RNA, 2595 nt
Organism: Tremella mesenterica DSM 1558
Lineage: Eukaryota; Fungi; Basidiomycota; Tremellomycetes; Tremellales; Tremellaceae
Exons: 8
Coding region: 1-2595 (864 amino acids)
Biological process (GO): regulation of DNA-templated transcription; DNA-templated transcription
Molecular function (GO): DNA-binding transcription factor activity, RNA polymerase II-specific; zinc ion binding; DNA binding
Source: RefSeq, a predicted model, not a curated record
AUGCAACAACAAAUCAUACACCCUCAGAAACCCUUGCCAGGUAAGACAGGACAUGAUCGUGAUAAAGGUACGGAAGGAGAAGGAGUUGAAGCAAAUGGAGGUAAUGGAGGAAUUGGGAAAUGGAAAGAUGGACCUGUAAAAAAUGCUUGUUUGUCAUGUAGGACUAAGAAGGCUAAAUGUGAUGGUACCAGACCUAUAUGUGGACAGAUGGAUAAUGAAAGGCAUGAAGAUCAUCAUCGUGUGGUGUCAGGAUUAGAUCGAGGACUCUCAUACCCCGGUGGUCGUUCGUCGCCACCCAUGCUGGCAUCCUGUGUCAAAAAAGGAGCCGAAUGCGUGUAUGUUAAAUCCAGACGUGGAGGUGCGAGGAGAAAGAGAGAAGCGAUGGUCACACCGUCCGCUUUACAGGAAUUUCUAAAACGACUCGAUGGUCUUUUAGGUAUACCAGAAUUCAAUCUCGCUCCAGCUCCUUCCAACAUGCCCACCGACACUACCAACAUUCUCCGUCGUUUCUCUUCCAGGGAUGAGAUUCUACGAUGUUACUACAACGAAGUUCACCCUUUCUUACCAGUCAUGCCACCUCGACAAUACAUGUCCGAAGUUUCACGAUGGCUUCUCCCAGAAUCACCUUUUCUCUAUGCCGCUCAGACCAUUCUCACUCUCGUACCCCAUGGUCUCGACCCUCGACCUGCGUCGGCAGAAUCAAAAUACAUUCGUUCUCGAGCUUCUCGCGAAUUGGCCAACAAGACCAUGGCUCUCAUAGACCGUAUGGAAGAUCCAAAAUCUCGAAUCGAAUGUGUUCAGGCUCUUUCCAUGUUGUCUCUCUGGGAAUGGGGUUGCGCCGCUAAUCCUUCUCAAUCCAGAGCUAGAUCAGCGCAAGCAGUUCAAAUAGCCAUGGAAUUAGGUUUACACGAAUUAGAUCGUUUUGCCAUUGCUUCUGCUGGAACGGGAGUCAGUGGGGGUAGAAGUAUGGAAGGUGUGGAUUGGAAACAAGAUAUGUCAAGAAGAACUUGGUGGUGUGCUUAUGUUCAUCAACUCAUGUCUUGUAUAGUAUCAGGUGCUUCUCCAGUUUUAUCAGCAACGGAUCCUCGAAUCAAAGUCAAUUUCCCAGUUUGCGCAGUCAACGAUAACGCUUGGCCGAAUUGGAUUCUUACCAUUCAACAAUGUGCUACCGUUUUCGCUUUGGUCAAUAACGCGUAUUAUUCUCAACAAGUUCAAUCCGCAGCAUGGGGAGAAAGACCUGUGGAAAUGCUUUUGGAAGAAAAGAUCAAAGUUCAUCAAGAAAUGUUUGAAAUAGAUCGACAAGUUAUGGAACUUAUGCAAGAAGCAGAAAGAACAAGUGUUAUCGAACUCGUUCCUGGUGGUGAAGAAGAAGUAGUCCGGAAUCAACAAUUAUCAGCAAGAUUAGGAUUAGCAGUAAUGCACAUUCAUAUUCAUCGACAUCAAGCUUUUCCAGAAGUUUCUUUAUUCAGUAAAAGGAUUUGUGGUCUACCGAUCAAUACCGAUAAUAACACCUCAACUCCUGCUCCAAGUACGAACAGUUCAAAUUCUGCGAAAGGAAUUUUACAUCCAGAUAUGAAUCAUAUAAAUCCUUUACUCGUUUCUUCUCCACAUCACGAAUUAUCAUAUGGAGCAGCCAAUGAACUCAUCGCCAAUUCUAUGAUCAAUCGUUCAAUUUCACCAGAAUCAAAUUCACAACAUUCUCAAGCUCCGAUCCAAAAUCUAGCUCAAAACCAAAGUCAGAAACAAAACCCUCUAUUAUCGACAUUUUAUCAAUUAUCAAAUGAUAUGUGGCAACCUGAAACUUAUCCAGAUUCUUUACCUGCACCUUGGUUUUCUCAACCGAAUGGUGCGGCAUCUCUUUACGCUCCAGUCGAAGUUUCACCAAGACAUUUACCUCCUUUGGUAGGAUAUCAACCUGUUCCACCUUUAAACCAAUCGCCUGCAUCUUCAAACUCACAUCUCUUGUCUUCACCGGCGGAUAGAAGUAGAUCGGUCAGUACGGAUGGUGGAAAGAAACAUAAUAAAGCAUGGGGUGUGAGUUCGGAAGAUAAAGUUGUUGCGGAAGAAGCAAACAUCGAUUCGGCUGCUAUUGCCAACAGAACGAUUUUCCCACCUGGUGUCAGUUUGGCGAGAUGUGCGACGGCUGCACAUACUAUUGUGAGGUUGGAGGUUUUACAUAGAAGUGCUGUCAUUGCCAUGUGGGAAGGACCACCAAAAUGGCUCCCCUUCUGCGCUUGUGGUCUAGUCACAGGAGCCUACGCUUUCCUUUUACUAGCAUUAGCAUGUCAACAACAAACCAUGCUUCUCGGUUAUCCUCCCGAUCAUAUUUCUGAAGAAGUCGACGCUUUGUUGAAUAAUGUGAGAGUCAUCUUGGCUGGUUUGGAUGCGUAUGGUGUCAUGUGGGCAGGAAUUGAGGUAAUGGCUGGCGAAGUUCGUGCAGCAUUAGAAGCGGCAGUCAGAUUACCUCAUGAUGUUCACGCUCAAAUAAUGUCAGCUUCAAUAAGUAAUUCUUCCACUCCUCCGAAUCAGAGGGAGGUCUAUAAUGAAGGUGGGGAAGAGAUGUACGAGUAUGGUGAAUAUGAGUAUGAUAGUUGA